UUCCUGUGCAAGAGACUGGCAUCACAGUGCUUUAAUGCCAUUUCAAGCUUCUUACACAGUCAUUUGCGGUGUUCUCUGGGAGAGCUGAGGAGGGACCAAGAGACAUUUUCUGCUAGAUACUGAGCUAUGGCCAGUUUGACAUCGGAAAGACAGGAGUUCUUCAGAAAACACAAGGGGGAGCUAGAGAUCCGUCUCGGUAUCCUUGCACCUCUUCUGAUCGACCUGGAGGAUGGCGGGGUCCUCUCUCGUCUGGAGAGGGAAGAGGUGCAAUGCCAAUCAACCAGCCAGAGAAAGAACUUUGCCCUCAUAACCAUGCUGGAGAAGAAAGGAGGUGUGGCCCAAGAGAAGCUUUAUGAGGCUCUUAAGAAGCAUAACCCUCUUCUGCUGGAGGAUCUUCGGCGCUCAGCAAUGAGCCCAGCAGUGCCUCAGCCCCAGCAGAGGGGAGAUGCUUCACGGACAGUUACAAAAUCAUCACUUAAACGGAAGCUUCAGGCCCAUCUGAAAAACAGGUUUUCAACAUUACAUCAAAAUUCUAAAAAGUACAGCGUGCAAGACAUGUACACUGAGCUUUACAUCAUAAAGGGUUGUACCGGGGGAGUCAACAGUGAUCACGAAGUGGCAGCAAUUGACAUGAGACAAAUUGGGGCUAGACCAAGCUCUAAAGAUGAACAAGUCAAGAUGGCAGACAUAUUCACAGCCAACUCUGCUGCAAAAGUUUUGACUUUGGGAAUUGCUGGUGUGGGGAAAACUGUUGCAGUGCAAAAGUUUGUCAUGGACUGGGCUGAGGGAAAAAACAAUCAAGAUAUAGACUUUGUUUUUGUUCUUUUGUUUCGAGAGCUGAACUUGAAGAAAGGAGAACAGCGCAGCCUUUUCGAUCUUCUUCUGUCAUUCUACCCUGAUAUCAAAGGCUUGAAAAAUGUCCCUGAAUUCUGUGGAUGCAAAAUUCUCUUUGUCUUUGACGGUUUGGAUGAAAGCAGACUCCAGCUGGACUUCAACGAGUGGAUUUCUAAACCUGACAAACAGUCAUCAGUUGACAUUCUAACAGCAAGUGUCAUUAAAGGUAUGCUACUGUCCUCUGCACACAUCUGGGUUACAACCAGACCAGCAGCGGCCAGUCUGAUCCCAGAGGAGUGCUUCACCCUCUUGACAGAGGUGCAAGGAUUCAACGAUGACCAGAAAAUUUUGUUCUUUCAGAAGAGCAUCACAAAUCCAGAAAAGGCAAAGAGAGUCAUUGCUCAUAUCAAGAAGAACAGAAGCCUCCACAUCCUGUGUCACAUACCAGUAUUCUGCCAUAUCAUGCUGAGUGUGCAAGAUGAAAUACUGAGAGAUGAGAGCAAAGAAGCACCAACCAAAACCUUGACGGAAAUGUACGCACUUUAUAGUGUCUCUCAGAUCCAAAAAAUGAAUGAAAAGUACUUGGACAAGAAGAUGAGUGCUAAAGAAAAAGGGAAGUUCCUGGUUUUACUUGGGAAACUAGCAUACACACAUCUGGAGGACGGCACACUGAUAUUCUAUGAGAAGGACCUGCAAGAGUGUGGUAUUAACGUGAAUUCUGGAGCAUUGCAGGCUGGAGUUUGUACACAGAUAUUCAGUGUUGAGAGUGCUGCAACUGGAGAGAAUAUGUUCAGCUUUGUGCACCUAAGUGUACAGGAAUUCUUAGCAGCUCUUUAUGUUCUUAAUGAAAAGGCAGCUCAGAGGACCAGGAACCCCCUAGGCGAGACAUUGAAGGAGAAGAUCAACUGGCUAUUCAGGCACUCCAUGUUUGAUCUUUACAGAUUUGCUGUUGAAAAAGCCCUGCAAAGCAAGAAUGGACAAUUGGAUCUUUUUGUGCGCUUCCUCCUUGGCCUGGCUCCGCUGUUGAAACCUGGAAUCCGCUCAUCCCUGCAUGUGUUGCUACCACAAUUAUGUGUUAGAGAAGAGCGCAUCAACAAAACAGUUCAAUAUAUCAAAGAGAAGAUCAGGAAGGAAGACAUCUCAUCAGAACGAAUCAUCAACCUUUUCCACUGUUUGAAUGAGCUUGGAGACGAGUCUCUUGUUGAUGAUAUUAACAGGUACAUAAACUCAUCAGAUGAGGAGAACCUGACUCCAGCCCAGUGUUCAGCUCUGGCUUAUAUGCUGCUCAUGUCAGCUGAAGACUUGGAGGAGUUUGAUCUGAAGAAAUACCUGAGAUCAGAGGAAGGGCUCCACAGAAUGCUUCCUGUAGUGAAUGUCACAAAGAGACUUUGGCUAAAUCACUGUCACCUCUCCAAAGUGAGCUGUCAGCUGUUGACACACGUGCUACAAAGGACACCUUCCCAUCUGAGAGAACUGGAUAUGAGUGACAAUGACUUGCAGGAUGAAGGAGUGGAGAUGCUCUGUGUAGGACUACGAGAUCCACAAUGCAAGCUAGAGACACUGAGGCUAAAUCAGUGUCACCUCUCCAAAACAAGCUGUAAAAGCAUGGCAUCAGUGCUGCAAAGGACACCUUUCUAUCUAAGGGAACUGGAUAUGAGUGAUAAUGACCUGCAGGAUGAAGGCAUGGAGCUGCUCUGUGUAGGACUAAGAGAUCCACAAUGCAAGCUGGAGGAACUGAGGCUCUCUGGUUGUCUGAUUACCCAGAGGGGCUGUUCUGCCUUGUCCUCUGCCCUCAAAUCAAACCCCUCCAACCUGAAAAAGCUGGAUCUGAACUACAAUCAUCCAGGAGACUCAGGUGUCAGAGAGCUCACAGACAGAUUGAAUGAUCCCAGCUGUAAAUUAGAGACUUUCAGGAAUGACCAUGGAGGAGAUUGCAGGAUUAAACCAGGACUGAGAAAGUAUGCCUGUGAGCUCACACUGAAUCCAAACACAGCACGCAGAUAUCUCCCUCUCUCUGAGGAGAACAGAAAGGUGACACGUGUGAGGGAGAAGCAGCCGUAUCCUGACCACCCAGAGAGAUUUGACUUCUACCCUCAGGUGCUGUGUAGAGAGGGUCUGUCUGGACGCUGCUACUGGGAGGCUGAGUGGAGUGGUAAUGAGGUUUAUAUAGCAGUGGCAUAUAAAAGCAUCCAGAGGAAAGGGUGGAGUGAUGACAGUGAGUUUGGACAUAAUGACAAGUCCUGGACUUUGAGUUGCUCUGGUAACAGUUACUCUGCCUGGCACAAUAAUAAGGAGACGGCCAUACCUCCCCUCUCCUCCCACUUCAACAGAGUAGGAGUGUACCUGGACUGGCCAACAGGCACGCUGUCCUUCUACAGUGUCUCCUCUGAGACACACACACACCUGCACACGUUCCACUCCACAUUCACUCAGCCCCUCUAUCCUGGGCUUGCCAUUUGGUCUACUGACUCCUCAGUGUCCCUGUGUCUGAUCACAUGACCUCCUAAUCCUCCUGUACUUUGAUGGACAAUAUUGAUCAUUAAAAUAUAAAGACUAUUCUGGGAUGUUUUAAUGAAAAAUAUUUGUGAUUAGCAUGGAAUUAUUAUGUCCUCUGCUAGCAUAGCUAGCACACACACACACACACACACACACAUGUGCGCACACACACACACACACACACACACACAGACUGUUUCAAGGCAUCAGCACAUGGAUAGAAAAAAAACACUCAAGUAGGGAUGAUAUUGGGGAAAACUUAUGAAACAUCUAAGUAUUACAUUGUCUGUCUACAUGAGUAAAUAAGUAAAUAUCCCAUCUGAAGCAUUUUAAAUUCUACUGGGUAGAAUGCAGUCUAUACUGCAAAAGAUAAGUGAUGUCUAUAUGGGAUAGCAUAAUUAAGGUUUUUGUGGCAAACAUACCAAUUUCUACAAAUAUUUCUGUGUAUUUUUUUUUUGCACCGAAUACCCAUGUCUCUUUUAAAUGAUUGCUUGCCUCUCAUUGAAAGCUACUGAUGUUGUUGGACAACUGUAAAACUUUUUUUGAUAUAUCUUGAUUGAGCUGUGUCUGAUGUACUGUCAAACAAUUUAAUUGGACUGGACA
Alosa sapidissima (American shad) is the source of this 3933-nucleotide messenger RNA. RefSeq names its product NACHT, LRR and PYD domains-containing protein 3-like. Gene Ontology annotation, biological process: regulation of apoptotic process. The record is from RefSeq and is a predicted model, not a curated record. The transcript has 10 exons. Bases 127 to 3333 code for a protein of 1068 amino acids. Gene Ontology annotation, molecular function: protein binding. Lineage: Eukaryota; Metazoa; Chordata; Actinopteri; Clupeiformes; Clupeidae.